UCAAAUGCUGUUCUAACGCCUGUAGGGGCCACAGUGAGGACACUGUUCUGUUAAGAGAUGGAGAGUGUGAUAGCCUCCUCUCUUGUCCCGCAUCACCUAGGGAGAGAGGUCUUAGUUAGCUCAUAAGGCUUGGUUCCUCUAAUUUGUGUAACGCGUUUUAAAGUCGUGAGGGAAAAGACCGUGGUUAGGAUACCGGUUCGUCCGCGCCAGGGCGGGUGACCCAAAACAGACAAUAUUACACAAUGGGAGCCGGGAUGUUACAGUGUUCAUCUCCUCAUAUGGUGAGAGUGACGGCUUUUCCAUGUAAGUGAAGGACGGCACCCAACUUGGAAUGAGCAACAGGUUGAAUAUUUCCGGUCUAGUAUCAUCUCUUCAUAUGAUCACCCGUGUCGUGUGCGCAUAUCUCUCUUUGUUUGAUGAUAUCACCUGUAAGUGGAGAUUUCGGUCUGCUGAAAGGUUCUAGGGGAUGAAGUUUGGCGAUUAAUUUUCGCAAUCGAUAGAGAGUUUUAAGAUGAUGUACUCGUUCGUUUAUCUCAGAUUCUAGGAUCUUCUUCCUAAAGCCGUAUGUCUGUGGUUACCUAUGUUUGACACGAUGUUCUCUAGUAUGUUUCCCUAGCCAUUACAGUUAGAUGAAUACGUGAAAGUAAUGGAUGAUGGGAAUGCUUCUGUGCAUUGAAGGAGCUUCUUGCCUUGAUUGAAGGGGAGAUAUUCUGCUUCUUGUGCGGUCCUAUUUGAAAAUUUGCAGACUCAGGAGCUCCAAUUGCAGGUCACCAUCCUCUGUCACAAACAUGACCGACGGAUUGCAGCAUCCGUCGGUGAUUCAGAAAAUUCACGGGCAGUCUCACCUGAUAUCUCGGCUUUCACGCACCACCUGCGCGAGAAACUACGGACCACACAAUUUCGCGAGCAAUAGUAACUAUGGAGCGUCGCAGAGUCCUCUAUCUCCAGCAUUCCACGGGGGCAGUGGUCUGGCACCGCUGUCCUCUCACUCUCCCAUUUGGGUUCAAGCUCCGGCUGAAAAAAAAGUGUCCACGUUCUUAGAGGAUUUCCUCAUGGGUGCAGUUUCUUCAACUGUUUCCAAGUCGGCGGCUGCUCCAAUCGAACGCGUCAAGAUGUUGAUCCAAAAUCAAGACGAAUUGAUCAAGUCCGGUAGGCUAUCUGAACCAUACAAAGGGAUCACCGACUGUUUUGCGAGGGUUAUCAAGGACGAAGGCGCGCUUGCUUUGUGGAGAGGCAACGGUGUCAACGUCCUCAGAUACUUCCCGACCCAGGCCCUGAACUUUGCAUUCAAAGAUCACUUCAAGAGGAUGUUCAACUUCAAGAAAGAAAGGGAUGGCUACUGGAAGUGGUUUGCCGGUAACUUGGCAUCUGGUGGAGCCGCUGGCGCCACGUCUCUUCUCUUCGUGUAUUCCCUGGAUUAUGCUCGGACCCGUCUGGCUAAUGAUGCUAAGGUCGCCAAGAAGGGUGGUGAGAGGCAGUUCAAUGGCUUGAUUGAUGUCUGGAGGAAGACACUCAAGUCUGAUGGCAUCGCCGGUCUCUAUCGUGGUUUCACCGUUUCAUGCGUCGGGAUCAUAGUGUACCGCGGGCUUUACUUCGGUUUGUAUGAUUCUCUCAAGCCGGUGGUUUUGGUCGGUAAAAUGCAGGAUAGUUUCGUAGCGAGUUUCUUGCUCGGCUGGGCAGUCACAAUCGGUGGUGGGCUGGCGUCAUACCCAUUCGAUACGGUGCGGAGGAGGAUGAUGAUGACGUCGGGAGAGGCCGUCAAGUACAGGAACACCAUGGAUGCCUUCCAACAGAUCGUCAAGAAGGAAGGCGCGAAAUCGCUCUUCAAAGGCUUUGGUGCAAACAUCCUCCGUGCUGUCGCCGGGGCGGGUGUCCUCGCUGGCUACGACAAGCUGCAGCUCCUCCUACUGGGGAAGAAAUAUGGGUCCGGCGGCGGCAGUUGACGUCAAAAGCUCUGCGCGACCGAUGACGACGAAAAACCGAUCACCUAGUUAUGCCCAUUUUUGUGUCUUCGAAUAAAUUCAGGAUUGAUGGAUUUCCAUAAUAAAGACUUGAUGGACUCUGUUAACUUGACCUUUUAUAAAACGAAAGCCUCAUACCUAUC
Molecule: messenger RNA, 2104 nt
Organism: Eucalyptus grandis
Lineage: Eukaryota; Viridiplantae; Streptophyta; Magnoliopsida; Myrtales; Myrtaceae
Product: ADP,ATP carrier protein 1, mitochondrial
Exons: 3
Coding region: 789-1943 (384 amino acids)
Biological process (GO): mitochondrial ADP transmembrane transport; mitochondrial ATP transmembrane transport
Cellular component (GO): mitochondrial inner membrane
Molecular function (GO): ATP:ADP antiporter activity
Source: RefSeq, a predicted model, not a curated record